Molecule: messenger RNA, 769 nt
Organism: Dipodomys ordii (Ord's kangaroo rat)
Lineage: Eukaryota; Metazoa; Chordata; Mammalia; Rodentia; Heteromyidae
Gene: Golt1b
Product: golgi transport 1B
Exons: 4
Coding region: 3-386 (127 amino acids)
Biological process (GO): endoplasmic reticulum to Golgi vesicle-mediated transport; retrograde transport, endosome to Golgi
Cellular component (GO): membrane; endoplasmic reticulum
Source: RefSeq, a predicted model, not a curated record
GCAUGGGCCUCACCGGGUUUGGAGUUUUCUUCCUGUUCUUCGGGAUGAUUCUCUUCUUUGACAAAGCCCUAUUGGCCAUCGGAAAUGUUUUAUUUGUGGCUGGUUUGGCUUUUGUCAUUGGUUUAGAAAGAACGUUCAGAUUCUUCUUCCAGAAACAUAAAAUGAAAGCCACAGGCUUUUUCCUGGGCGGUGUGUUUGUGGUCCUGGUCGGCUGGCCUUUGAUAGGAAUGAUCUUCGAAAUCUAUGGAUUCUUUCUUUUGUUCAGGGGUUUCUUUCCAGUGGUGAUUGGCUUUAUUAGAAGAGUACCAGUUCUUGGGUCUCUCUUAAAUCUGCCUGGAAUUAGAUCAUUUGUAGAUAAAAUGGGAGAAAGCAACAAUAUGGUGUAAACACACCCAAGAAGACUCUUUUAAAAUAUUGUGUUAUUUAUAAAAACAAACAAACAACAAAAACACAACAGCCCUUUGAAGAAUCUUCAGCACAAAGUUGGUGACAGGAAAUAGCUUGUCACGUGCUGUCUGGAAGUUUUGAAACUACCAAGCACCAAGGAGGAGCCGCCUUCUGAUCAAGUGAUCUUAAGAACUUCAGCUGGGGCAGGGCGGAGUGAAGCCUGUUACGACUUUCUAGAACUUUCCACAAGCUGCGAAACACAACCAUCCAUCAACAAGUGAUGGCUCCUGUUACUUUUGAUGUUCUUUUCCUACUAUUAUUUGGGUUUUGCUGUUGUUGUUUUUAAGAUUCAAGAGCAUCAUAGGAAGGUUUUUGUUGUUGU